AUGACUUCACAAAGCGAAAAUAUCGAAGAAGAACAAAUAUCAAAACUCGAGAAAGGUAGAGGCAUCGACUGCCAUGGAGGGAUCGAGACAGUCAUAUGUACCUCUCCCAGCAUUGUUUGUCUUACCCAAAAGUUGAUAGCGGAAAUGAUUGGGACAUAUUUCAUAAUAUUCUCUGGAUGUGGAGUGGUCGUGGUAAAUAAAUUGUAUGGUGGAACAAUAACAUUUCCUGGGAUAUGUGUGACUUGGGGCCUCAUUGUUAUGGUCAUGAUCUAUUCUCUCGGUCACAUUUCUGGUGCGCAUUUUAACCCUACGGUCACAAUCACCUUCGCCAUUUUUCGACGAUUUCCUUGGUAUCAGGUUCCAUCGUAUAUAGGUGCACAACUUGCGGGAUCGUUACUAGCAAGUUUGACAUUGAGACUAAUGUUUAAUGUAACUCGUGAAGCUUUUUUCGGAACAACUCCGGCUGAUUCACCGAUACGAGCGCUCGUCGCAGAAAUCAUAAUCUCAUUCCUCCUCAUGUUUGUUAUCUCCGGAGUUGCCACUGACAGCCGUGCGAUUGGAGAAUUAGCUGGAAUUGCAGUGGGAAUGACCAUAAUGUUGAACGUCUUUGUAGCCGGACCGAUUUCUGGGGCAUCAAUGAAUCCAACAAGAAGUUUAGGGCCAGCGAUAGUGAUGGGGGUAUAUAAAGGAAUAUGGGUUUACAUUGUGGGUCCAUUCGUCGGAGUUUUGGCCGGAGGUUUUGUUUACAAUUUUAUCAGAUUUACAGAUAAGCCACUCCGGGAACUUACUAAAAGUGCUUCAUUUCUUCGUGCAACUUCUCCAAACAACAAUGCUUCUAGUUCUAAAAACUAG
This is a messenger RNA of Arabis nemorensis, 852 nucleotides long. Lineage: Eukaryota; Viridiplantae; Streptophyta; Magnoliopsida; Brassicales; Brassicaceae. The record is from the annotation of a GenBank genome assembly.